Molecule: messenger RNA, 1566 nt
Organism: Sinocyclocheilus grahami
Lineage: Eukaryota; Metazoa; Chordata; Actinopteri; Cypriniformes; Cyprinidae
Product: galectin-3-binding protein A-like
Exons: 2
Molecular function (GO): protein binding
Source: RefSeq, a predicted model, not a curated record
AAACAUUUGCACAUUUUAAUCUGCUUUAUUACAUUAUCUUUGCAGGUACAAACAUAACCAGCAACCGUCAGUUCUCUGUGGAUAACAGCCUGGGUUUGUCUGAUGAUCUUGGUCUUCUGUUUGACAGUGGAGAUGGUUGUGAUUUCAGAAUUAAUGUACAAGACAUCAGUGAAGAGGAAGAACUGACAUUUUGUGUGCACAGAAUGAUCCUCAUGAUUUAUCCAGAACUAAACAUAACAAAUGAUUCCAGAAACCUCACAGUUGAUGUCACAGAGACUUGUCAUCCUCAUGUUUCUGCUUUUCUCAGGUAUUUAUACACACGUCAGAUUGAUGUUUCCAUCACGUCUGCUCAAUGUCUGCAUCAGCUGGCGUUUAUCUUUGGAGUGAAGAAGCUUAUGGAGGAUGUCGGCAGGACCUUCACUUUACUCCUUCCCGAAGACAACACCUUCCUUACACAGGUAUCCAUGUACGAGUACGGCAUUCGCACAGAUGAUCUUGUUCUGCAGGAGAACGUCCUUCAGUAUCUUUCCUGGAACUGCGAGUACCUCAUAAGCUCUCCAGUGUGGAGCACCAUCUCCUUUCACAUGAUGGACGCUCUGCUGCAGCGCUCAGACCUGAUUGUGAAGGAUGAAGCUUUACUUCUUGAAGCUCUGGAGAGAUGGAUCCAAGACAAAGGUGAGGAGAUUAGUUCAGAUCAACAGACCAGUCUCCUGAAUCACAUCCGCUUCCUCUUGAUCCCAGUGGAUAAACUGUAUGAAACGCAGUUUUCCUCAAGCGUUCUCCAUCAGAAUCAUGAGAAACUGUACCUAACUGGUCUGCUCAGAGGUUUUCAGUUCAAUGCUCUGCCUUUCUCUAAGAUCAGGAAUCAAAUGGAAAACAUGAGUAGUGAGUAUCUAUCCAGAAUCUACACUGGAGAUGAGUGGAGUCUAUUUAUCAAUGACACAACCGUCAAUUACCCAUACUAUCACUAUGGCCAAAAUAACAGAAUACAAACCUUCUCCACUCCAGCAUACCCUAGUGCUCUUUACAGAGAACAAAAGGUCCAGUGGCAAGCCCAGGUGUUUCUUAGUGCUCAGGAAUGCUCUAACUAUGGUAUGUCAUGUACAUCUUUUCCUGUUGCAAGGUUUUACGGAUAUGGUAAUCAGAACAUGUACACUAGCACCAUUCGCUACAGCAACAGGUUGAUUCUCAGCUGUAAGAAUGAAAACAAUGUCUUUCAUGUUCAAGAUUUCAAAAAUGACAUGGCAGUGAUUCCAAAUAACAGCAGUAUGGGCCUUCCAAACCCCUGUCCCGAUGACUACAGUUUUAGAUUUGUAGCGCGUCCAGAGUAUAUCUGAAUGAAUGCUGUUAACAUCAUGUCAUUUUCUACAGUGGAAAAGUUUAGGUCUGUUUAUUCAGUUCAAUCCAAUUAAAAUAAUGAUUAACCUUCAUUUAUAAUGUUCAAUGUCAGUUUAUGAUCAUUAUAAUAAUAAGUGAAGGGUUUUAAUCAUUUUGAUUAUGUCAUGUAAUGAGCAGUAUUGUUAGAUAUUAACAUGUUUGAUUGUUUAAAGAUGCACUUAAAAUCAU